GGGGGGUGUGGGUGGGGGGGGGGGGGGGGGAAGGAAGAGAGAGAAAAAGAAAAGUGUUAUUAUUGAGGAAUCAACGUCAGUCUGCGCCGUGGAGACCUGGUCAAUUUCACUUGAGAAUCUUGUCAAUUUCACCUGGGGAUUUUUCUGGCCAGUUUCACUUGGAAUUGUGGAAUUUUCUAUCCGGAUGGUCGGCUCGCUUUGGGAUUUAUUAUGGGCAUCUUGGAAUAAUUUCUCCAUCCAAGUUAUAGACGGAUGCAUCAUCUCUUUGCGGAUUUUUUUGUCUGUGUGUGUGUCCCAGUGAUUUAUUAAUGCACGGGCGACGUGCAAUUACAGUCAUCGUCUCUCCGUGAAGUGGCUUUGUGGAAUUGCCAUUGUUGAUAUUUCUUCUGUUUUUUACACACGCACUCGAGGAGGUGAGGAUAUAUUUUGUGGCCGUCAACCUUUUCGCUGAGGAGGAAGAGGAGGAGGAGUGUGCAGGGGAGCGAGAUUCGUGGCAGUGCAAAUGGAUGGCCCGCGCUGUAGUGGGCUUCGCCGGAGCAGGCGAUCCAGAACACAGAGAAAUCGAGAUCGGAAGGCAAAGGGAGGUAGUGGUGGUGGUGGUGGUGGUGGUGGAGGAGGAGGCGGUGGAGGCAGUUCGAGGACCCUAUCCUCAUCGGGAUCUGACCGAGAGGGCAAAACCAAAAACCCAGCCUCCUCGCGACCCAGACCUCCCCGACGCCGGAGGAAAGACUCGACUUCGGGAGAGGAAGAUCUCAUUGAUGGCUUUGGAAUAGCUAGUUUUGUCACGUUGGAGGCUCUGGAGAAGGACAUUGCAUUAGAGCCCCAGCAGCGCCUGGAGAAGCUUCAGAAUCCCCUCGCAAAGAAAAAACGCAACGAACUGCAAAACGGCCUGAGCUUCCACGCCAACAAGAAUAGACACAGUUACCGCCACGGAGUUUCCGAUCGGGAAAAUUACCACAGAUUUAGCCAUGGCCAUGGGAAGCAGAAGCGCUUUCAGAAGAGGCACAGACAGCUCAAGCCCUCCCUCCACAGCUGCAGGGACAGUGAUUGUGAAAGCAUCAGCAAUGAAUCCAAGGCGUCCAACAGGGGCUUCUCACAUGAAAGACUGAGUGAUAGCUCUGCUCAUUCCAGUUUGGGAACAGGUUAUUUUGUUUCGGAUGCUACUUCGGAGAAACUUUUCAACACGACCACGAGCAAAGUUACUCACUUCAGUGUCAGUGCACUAACAACAAAUGACACCCGAGAAGCACGAGGACCGAAUGCCCACAAGAUAUCAGGGUUAGAACGGAGCCAGGAAAAAAGCCAGGAAGGAUCCAAAGACCAUCUGCUUGUGCUUGCGGUGACCAAGGAGCCUGCUCCCCAGGCUCAGAGCCAAUCCCAACCCCAACCACUACCGCAACCACAAUCCCAAAUAAAAAACUGCUCCCCACUUCCAGUGCAGACUCAGCUGCCACUGAUUCUACCCCAAUCUCAGCCGAAGGCCUCAGCGCCAUCCCAGGCUCCAGCCCUCGGCCAAACCCAGUCGCAGUCCCUCCUUCCGUCCCAGACCCUCCUCCCUUCCCUGCCGCUCCUCUCUUCCCAGCCUCACCAUCCAUCGCAGCCCCUCCUGCCGACCCAGUCUGUGCCCGUCCCACAACCCCAACCUCAGCCCCAAUCCCGACCUCAGCCCCCAGCCCAGGUCCAGCAUCAAACCCCCCAGCACCAGCCCCACACCCCCCAGCAUCAGUCUCACCCUCACCCUCACCCUCAGCCGCCAUCUCCAGCCCAGCCGCUCCUUCAGGCUCAGCUUCCAUCUCGACCGACAUCUCGCAACCUCCCACAAUCUCUGUCUGUCUACAGCAGCAGCCUGAGCCUGAAUAGCAUAAGCAGCAGCAGAAGCAGCACUCCAGUCAAGCCUCAAGCGCCCCCUGUGCAUAUCUCCCAUCAUCCGCCCGCUCCCAGCUUCUCCGUGCCCCUGGGGGCCCACAAUACGUCCCACACCUUCACUCCGAGUCUGCAGCCUGCCAACCACUCGCACCACCCCGCCAUGUUUGCCCCUCACACGGCCCUGCCACCACCACCUCCACUGACAUCAAGUGCACUUCAGGUUCAAGGGCAUCCUGCCGGCACUGGUUAUUCUGAGCAAGAACUUCUGCGGCAGGAGCUGAACACCAGGUUUUUGGCCUCGCAGAGUGCUGACCGGGGGGCCUCGCUGGGACCGCCGCCCUACAUGCGGGCGGAGUUCCACCAGCACCAGCACCAGCACACCCACCAGCACACCCACCAGCACACGUUUGCGCCAUUUCCGCACGCCAUCCCGCCGACGGCCAUCAUGCCAACACCGGCACCGCCCAUGGUGCGUACCCAAGGCAGAAAUUUUGAGAAAUACCCGACAAAAGUCGACCCUUUCUACCGACACAGUUUGUUUCAUUCCUACCCUCCAUCCAUGGCUGGAAUUUCUCCAAUGAUUCCACCUACAGGUCCUUUUGGUUCUCUGCAAGGAGCAUUUCAGCCGAAGACGUCCAAUCCCAUUGACGUGGCAGGAAGGCCUGGAGCUGUUCCCCAUACCCUCCUGCAGAAAGACCCCAGGUUGACAGAUCCAUUCAGGCCAAUGCUGAGGAAGCCUGGAAAGUGGUGUGCCAUGCACGUACAUAUAGCGUGGCAGAUAUACCAUCACCAGCAGAAGGUUAAGCAACAGCUCCAGUCGGAUCCACACAAACUGGACUUUGGGCUGAAGCCAGAGUUCCUGAGCAGACCACCAGGUCCCAACAUGUUUGGAGCGAUCCACCAUCCCCACGAGCUGGCUCGCCCUGCCACCCUCUUCUCCACUGCUGGCGCCACGCAUCCGACCGGAAACCCCUUCGGACCUUCACCUCACCACAACAGCUUCCUGAGCCCGGCUGCUCAUCUAGGGCCAUUUAAUAGACCAAGUGGUUUGGCUGGUCUGAGAUCUUUAAGUAACAGCGCCUUUGGUGGACUGGGGAACCCUUCAAUCACAUCCAACACAAUGUUCAGCCACAAAGAUGGCCCCAGUAUGCAGACCUUUAGCAACCCUCAUGAGCCUUGGAAUCGACUCCACCGAACGCCACCUUCGUUUCCCCCACCCCCUUGGCUGAAGCCAGGGGAGGCUGAGCGCAAUUCCUCUGUAGCAACUCAUGACAGAGAUAGAGAUGUAGAGAAGCGAGACUCUACUGUUAGUAAAGAUGAAAAAGAAAGGGAUACCUUGGAGAAGCGGCACACCACUCAUGCUUCAUCUCCGUCAGUAAAUCAAGUUAAUUCUUUGGUGCACAACCGUAGUUCCCGAGCACAACGAAACCAUGUAAAUAGUGAGCUGCGCGAUAAGGAAAAAGCCACGGAGCGAGAACGGGAUCACACUGACACUUGGAAAGACUCGUCCGUUGAUGAGCACAAAGUUAAGGAAAACCACGCACCGGACAAGGAGAACCUGGGGCUGGAGGGCAGGAUCGGGGAGGACUCCAACAAGCAUAUGAACAGAGUCAAUUCACCUUACAUCAGGCUGGCCGGCACGGACGGCAGAGCCAACAGCCAUGCCAACCGAGAGGUGGAUCGGAAAAGCGAGCCUUCUUCGUACGACCAUCAGAAGAAGAGCAACGAGGUUAAAGUCAAGGAGGAGCGGAAGGAGGACAACGACAUUAUUUCAGAGGUGAUUCAGAACACAACGACUCCCCGAACACGUCCCAGCCCACCCUCGUUGCCCAGUGUCCAUCCCAGCCCCUCGAUGGCCGCCAUGCCAAUGGCCGGCAUGAGCGAGGUACAUCCCAUGAACAGCAUCAACACGCUGGACAGGACACGGAUGGUUGCUCCGUUUAUGGGGAUUAGCCCAAUACCAGGGAGUGAGCGCUUUCCAUAUCCUCCUUUCCACGGGGACCCCAUGAGGGAUCCCCGAGACCCCUACAGAGGGCUGGACAUCCCGCGAGACCCGCUGGCCAGAGACUUCUUGCUGAGGAGCGACCCGCUGCAGCGGCUGUCGGCGCCGCGCUUCUACGAUGCGGAGCGCUCCUACCGGGACCGGGAGCCCCACGACUACAACCGCGAACACGCGCUGGUGGCCAUGGACCCCAGGCGUGAGCACGAGAGGAUGAGCCACCUGGAGGAGCGGGAGAGGCUGAGCAUGCUGAGAGAUGAGUACGAGCACGGGCGCCUUCACCCCAUCCACGCGGCCGCCUUGGACGGCCACAUGCCCCACCCCGGCCUCUUGACGCCGGGACUUCCCAGCAUGCACUACCCCCGGGUGAGCCCCUCCUCGGCCCACCAGAACGGCAUCCUCAACAAGACCCCCCCAACGGCUGCUCUGAGCGCCCCUCCCCCACUCAUCCCCACCGGCGGCAACAGGGCCGGCUCACCCCGGAGGACUACGCCCCUGACUAGCUCAGAGGCGAGAGACAGGCCCCCUUCGCACACACACAAAGACAUCGAAGCCCGAUAAUACAGAGACGGCAGGAAAAAACCACACAUGAGGAAGGUAACUGCGGAGGUCAAAUAAAGGCGACUUUUGCAGCGUGACAACCCACCGUCUAAAGCAUUGGACUUCACUGGACUGGGGCGGGUGAGCGCAGCCUCCACCGUCAACAUGUAAAAUUACUUUGCGGAAAUAACACUUUUGUACAUUUUAAGCUUAAAUUUUUUGCAAAUGUUCAAUGUCGAUUUUUUUGUUCCUUUCUCCCUGUUAAUUUUAUUUGUAGUAUAUAUAUAUUAAAAAAAAAAUGUGUUGUGAAGAAAGAGCAAACUAAAACGGAAAAAAAAAGAGUUACUGCUAUAUUUAUCAAGGAUUUGGGUAUGUGGUAAAUGAGGAGCCUAAGAGAAAAGAAAAGAAAAGCUCUUAAAUUGUCUUUGGAGAGGAGUAAUGGAUAAGACUCGGUUUGAAGGAAUCAAGCUGUAUAGACAACUGUGUAUAGAGGAAGUUCCCAGGCCGAAUGGAACUUGGUACAUAUAUGCAAAAAAAGGAAAGACAAUAAGUUUUACUGUGUACAAAUGUAAUAGAUUGAAGGGCGGCUGUUUGACGGCUGAUCAGAAGCAUCAACAAUGCGAGCUAUUGGGAGAUUAACUAUCUGUUAACACAGUCUGCUUGUGCUGUGUUGGAUAACUUUUUGCGGCUGUACAGAUGUUCCCAACUAUGCAAGCGGGUGAAUGCCAUGGCUUUUCACGCAGAGAGUCUGCAUUCUUCGAUGGAGCCUUUUCAACACGAUUCAUUUAACCACCACGUCUAGCACAUUACAUUGUGUCUAAGGAUUGUAAACUAUGUUAAUGAAGUAAAAUUAGUUCUGUUGGUCUAAUAGUGUAUUAAAGUGCUAUCUGAAGUUGUUUAUUCUGUUUGGAAAAAAUUCUAUCUAUGACAGUUGUUUCUAAUGAUCAGAGAUCUAUUUUAGUAGUCAACUGAAGGUUUAGUUGUGAGCUUCAGAUUUUUGUGAACUCCUGAUGUUGUGCAGUGUUUUUGAGAAACAAAAAAAUAAUGUACACUGGAUCAGUAGUGCUAGAACUCAAUAUUACCUAUAGACUUUCAUUUGCAGAUAUGCUGUUUAUCAUGUACGUAAUGAAGUCCUUUACAGAUCCUGUUGUAAAGUGAAGCGACUCUGAAACUUCGGCAUGUGCUUCAUAAACAAAAACUUGUGUUAUGUAAAUUGUGCCAUGUUAUUAAAAAAUCGAACUGAAGUGUUCUCAGUCUAA
Molecule: messenger RNA, 5664 nt
Organism: Amblyraja radiata (thorny skate)
Lineage: Eukaryota; Metazoa; Chordata; Chondrichthyes; Rajiformes; Rajidae
Product: autism susceptibility gene 2 protein
Source: RefSeq, a predicted model, not a curated record